AUGGGAAAGAAGGAAAGCAAUAGCCAAGAGGGCAAACACCGUCACCCGCCCCGUCAACGAAAAGUGAAGAAGCGAAAGAGAGAAGAAGAAGAAGGUGAGAUGGGUGUGGAUUAUUACAAGGUUCUACAGGUUGAUAGAAGCGCUAGCGAAGAUGACCUGAAGAAAGCUUACAGAAAACUCGCCAUGAAAUGGCAUCCCGAUAAGAACCCUAACAACAAAAAGGACGCCGAGGCUAAGUUCAAGCAGAUCUCUGAAGCCUACGAUGUAUGUUUGUUUAUCAUUCCCACUGCGUCUCAAUUAAAUUCGAUGAUUGCUUUAUUGAAACCGUCGAUUUUGAUUUCUAGUGAUGAAAUUUUGCACCUCGUGAUACUGUCGGCGGCGGAGUUGAAACACUUCGAAGGGUUAAAAGGGAACGUGCCGCCUCCUAAUGCUGGUGGUGGAGCCUCCUACUUCUCAACAGGAGACGGACCUUCAGCUUUCAGAUUCAACCCGAGAAGUGCUGAUGACAUAUUCGCUGAGUUUUUCGGGUUCUCGACUCCGUUUGGUGGAGGAGGCGCUGGUGGCAGCGGAGGGCAGAGGUUCUCUAGCCGCAUGUUUGGUGAUGAUAUGUAUGCCUCGUUUGGUGAAGGAGGAGGUGGUGGUGGUGGAUCAAUGAAUCAUCAUCACCAUCAUCAUCAUCAUCAUCAUGGAGCUAGGAGAGUGGCUCCAAUCGAGAACAAGCUGCCGUGUAGCCUUGAAGAUCUCUUCAAAGGAACCACCAAGAAGAUGAAGAUCUCCAGAGAGAUUGUAGAUGCCAGCGGCAAAGCAAUGCCAACGGAAGAGAUUCUAACGAUUGGAGUGAAGCCCGGGUGGAAGAAAGGCACGAAGAUCACAUUCCCGGAGAAAGGCAAUGAGCAUCCGGGAGUGGUUCCAGCGGAUCUCGUCUUCAUCAUCGACGAGAAACCACAUCCGGUGUUCACACGUGAUGGAAACGACCUGAUUGUCACACAGAAGGUCUCGCUAGUUGAUGCCCUAACUGGAUAUACCGUGAACCUAACGACCCUCGAUGGUCGAACACUUACAGUCCCUAUCACAAACGUGAUCAGUCCGGAGUACGAAGAGGUGGUGCCUAAAGAGGGAAUGCCACUUCAGAAAGAUCAGACACAGAAAGGGAACUUGAGGAUCAAGUUCAACAUCAAGUUCCCAGCGAGGUUAACUGCAGAACAGAAGGCUGGGUUUAAGAAGCUUCUUGGGUGA
This is a messenger RNA of Thlaspi arvense, 1236 nucleotides long. The record is from the annotation of a GenBank genome assembly. Lineage: Eukaryota; Viridiplantae; Streptophyta; Magnoliopsida; Brassicales; Brassicaceae.